This is a messenger RNA of Ostertagia ostertagi, 933 nucleotides long. Lineage: Eukaryota; Metazoa; Nematoda; Chromadorea; Rhabditida; Trichostrongylidae. The record is from the annotation of a GenBank genome assembly.
AUGCCAUGGGAUUCUUUCAUCCAGUAUUUCACUGAUAUAUCUGUGUGUCAAUUGAUAAAUACGAAGGUGUUGUCUACGUCAAGGAAGUAUCACGAAAAGGUAUUUUAUGGAGAGUGGACAACAAAUGGAGCAAAAAGUGGUGCUCCGAAUGAUUUUGCCGGUGGUUGCCUCAAUUUCUCAGCCACAUGCUGCAAUAAUCCACAGUUUCUUCUCAACGUAUCCAAGCCAGGAGAAAUUAUGUUGGCAUUAACUCAGAGCGAAAAUAACGAAGGAAUGAAAAAACGAGAUCCUUACGUAACAAUUGGCAUUCACGUGAUGAAGGUUGAAAAUAAUCGAAUGCACCGUAUUCACCAAGCGAUGACACCCGCUGGAACGUCAGACUAUGCAAGUGCGCGUUCCAUAUUUCUUCAUCUGAGAGAUGUUCCAGUUGGUAGGUACAUUGCUUUGCCAACUACGUUUGCUCCACGGGAACAAUCAACGUUCAUGUUGCGAAUCUAUUCGGAUCACAACGUUGACCCACAAGUUCUUUUGAAACAUGCUCCUUCGCUAGGCUUGUUGGGAUGUAGGCAUGCCACAUCGGUCACGAGAAUCACAGUGCUUGGAGUUUCUUUGGAUAACGCAGAAGAAGUGAGGGUACAUUGUGUGUUGGAGAGUGGGAAGAAGAAAGUCCGCACAUCGUCCGUUGAAGGAAGAGGAGACAUCUCUUGGGGAGAGCAGUUUGUUUUCUACAGAUCAGCUCCUUCACAACAUUUCGAGGUAGAACUCUGGAAUGAUCGCACGUCGCCAGUUAAUCUCAUGUCUCGCAUACGUUUCGCUGCUCCAAUUGAUAAUGAUACUCGAGAGCUCAUGCUGAAAUUAGAUGAUUCACUUGGGAAAACUAUUGGUUAUUUAAAAGUUAUUGUUGCCGCCUUUGAUGAUCCUAUGUACUUAUGA